Molecule: messenger RNA, 699 nt
Organism: Knipowitschia caucasica
Lineage: Eukaryota; Metazoa; Chordata; Actinopteri; Gobiiformes; Gobiidae
Source: the annotation of a GenBank genome assembly
AUGCAGACAACAUUUGCACUUAGACGGCAGGAGAUUGUACCUGGGGAUAAACCUAUAAAGGACCACCUCACCCGAUGGCCAGCUUUAUUGAUGGAAUCACAGAUUUUUGCUGAGUUUCAUCGAAUUACCAAUGUGAAUCUCUGCAAAACAUUCUACGCAGAGCUUGACCGGCAUACUCAGACACUGAUUGGACUAUACAGAAAGAAGGCUUCCUGCACGGGAAAGAUAGCUGAGGCCCUGCAGCUAAUUCUCAGAGAAUACGACUUGCAGGAGAGACAAGAUGUGAAUCUGAGGCGCACCCUUGUUCUUCGAGCCCUGUCAAUCUACUUGAAAGAGGAUGACUCGGACUUAUUCAAAAGGUUUGGGCAAGAUGAGGAGUCAGACCUUUCGCAAUGCCCCCUUGCUCUUCAGUUGGCAUCCCAAGAUGUCUUUGGAGGAGGAGCCGUCUCGAUUAUUCUUGAAGGCAGCGUUGUGAUGGCCGAGAUUUCAAAUAUGCUAGACGCCUUUCUUCUGCUUUUUGGACUGAUCUUUGUCUUCAAUAUGGAGUACCCCAAGAAACUUGUGAACACUUUCAACUUCAUCCAAAAAAUCCUGUCCGAGAACAGCCCGGUCAGAGAGGGUGCUGUGGCCACAGCCUCCUGUUUGUGCAGCGCUGUAGUCAUUGAGUGGAAGAAGAGCGGACGUGCUCUGAUGCUGUGA